This is a messenger RNA of Bufo gargarizans (Asiatic toad), 1111 nucleotides long. It is a transcript of the gene RNF113A, whose product is annotated as ring finger protein 113A. The record is from RefSeq and is a predicted model, not a curated record. Bases 11 to 1033 code for a protein of 340 amino acids. Gene Ontology annotation, biological process: snoRNA splicing. Lineage: Eukaryota; Metazoa; Chordata; Amphibia; Anura; Bufonidae. Gene Ontology annotation, molecular function: metal ion binding. Gene Ontology annotation, cellular component: U2-type spliceosomal complex. The transcript is spliced from 10 exons.
CACUACAGCCAUGGCUGACACACAAGAUACUACUGCAGACGUAAACAUGGCUGACCCCGGUUCCUCGGUGAUAGAGAGCUCUAAAACCCCGGUGUGCAGUUUUAUGUUUAAGAAAACGACCAGAAAAUUCGCCGGACGGAAGCGAAGGGACGAGGAUAAGGAAAGCAGCGAAGAAAAAGACGAGGAGGAAGCAUCUGUGGUUAAAAGGAAGAAGAGGGAGAACAUCAACCUCAUGGUGCAAAAGACAAAGCAAAGAGUGAAGGAAGUGGAUUAUAAAACAAGCAGCAGCGAUGAGGAGAAGUCUACCAGCUCUAUAAGUGUCAGCUAUAAAUCUACACGCUCAGCGAAACCUGUAGGUCCUGAUGACAUGGGAGCAACAGCCAUCUAUGAGCUGGACACAGAGAAAGACAAGGAUGCACAGGCAAUAUUUGAAAGAAGCCAGAAAAUACAGGAGGAACUUAAGGGAAAGGAAGAUGAUAAGAUCUAUCGAGGUCUGCACAAUUACCAGAAAUUCAUUAAACCUAAAGACACAUCCUUAGGGAAUGCAUCUUCCGGCAUGGUCAGGAAAGGUCCAAUCCGAGCCCCAGAACAUCUCAGAGCCACAGUGCGAUGGGACUACCAACCAGAUAUUUGCAAAGAUUACAAGGAAACAGGAUUUUGUGGCUUUGGAGACAGCUGUAAAUUUCUUCACGACCGCUCUGACUACAAACAUGGCUGGCAGCUAGAGCGAGAACUCGAGGAGGGACGUUAUGGCGCCAAUGAUGAGGAGAAUUAUGAGGUUAGCAGCGAUGAAGAAGACAUGCCCUUUAAAUGUUUCAUCUGCAAAGAUUCCUUCAAGAACCCAAUUAUUACUAAGUGUAAGCAUUAUUUCUGCGAGGGUUGUGCCCUGCAGCAUUACCGUAAAUCCCAGCGUUGCUAUGUGUGUAAUACACAAACAAAUGGAGUGUUUAACCCAGCUAAAGAAUUGAUUGCAAAGAUGGAGAAGCACAAAGCCAAGCAGGAAGACAGCGAUUCCCCUGAAGAACAGGGCUAGCUGAUUUUCCCGCACUUUUUUUUUUUUUUUUUAUUCAAUAAACUUUAUAUAAAAAUGUGUACUUCUUUCUGUAUUGUA